Cylindrotheca closterium is the source of this 609-nucleotide messenger RNA. NCBI's taxonomy places the organism in Eukaryota, Bacillariophyta, Bacillariophyceae, Bacillariales, Bacillariaceae. The record is from the annotation of a GenBank genome assembly.
AUGAAGAUCAUCACUGCCGUCCUUUUGUUCGUCGCUCCUCCUCUAGCCUCUGGAUUCACCACCCUGUCUGGUGGACGUGUCGGUACCAAGCUUGAUGCUGCUAUCUUCUUUGACUCCCAAACUGGAAACACUGAGAAGUGCGCCGGGUACCUCGGAGAAGCUUCUGGUGUCCCAAUCGAGUACAUCGGUGAUGCUACUGAAGAUACCAUCAAGGGUGAAGACUGUAUCAUUGUCGGUGCCCCCACCUGGCACACGGGUGAAGACGAGUGCCGCUCUGGUACUGCCUGGGACGAAUGGCUGUACGACACCCUCCCCAACUUGGGCCUUGAAGGAAAGAGGGUCGCCAUCUUUGGUUGUGGAGAUCAACAAUCUUACAGUGACUACUAUUGUGAUGCUGCUGGGGAAUUGUAUGAUCAAUUCACUGCUGCCGGAGCCAAGGUCUAUGGUUUCACAAGCACUGACGGAUACGAACAUGUUGAAUCUAAGGCUGAGGUCGAGGAUGGCAAGUUCUGUGGGCUUAUGUUUGACGAGGACAACCAAUACGAUCUGUCCGAGGAGCGUGCCAACAGUUGGAUUGCCCAGCUUAAACAAGAAGGAUUCUUCGUCUAG